Messenger RNA from Arabidopsis arenosa, 1796 nucleotides. The record is from the annotation of a GenBank genome assembly. NCBI's taxonomy places the organism in Eukaryota, Viridiplantae, Streptophyta, Magnoliopsida, Brassicales, Brassicaceae.
AGGGUUUGGUGUAUUGCCUCAAUGAGAAAAAAGAAGAAAUUUUCCUAUAUUAACUUUGUUCCUUGUUACGCAAGUUUGCUUAGAACAAAAUGGCCCAUCAUCAACCUCGGUUGUUUCAUUUUCUCCUUGUAACACAAACCCUUCGUGAAGCAAGAAAUCUGAAGUGGGCUUUUGUGUAGAGUCUGGCCCAAGUAACUUUAUGAAUAGCUUGCUCGAACACGUUCCAAGCAUUUGUCAAUCGCAUUGUAUUGUCAUGUGUUCUCUGAUUCCUCAUGGAAAAAGGUUGGUCCAGUUUCAAAAAUGGUGUAAUUUGAGUGUUACAGUGAACCUUUUUCAAAAUGGAUCUGCUUUUUCCAAUUCCUUCUCCUCUGUUGCUAGUUCUGCUGAUGUGAGAUCAAGAGAUGGUCGAAAAGGUAACAACUUUACAGUCUCUUACCUCGUUGAUUCAUUGGGUUUAACCACAAAGCUCGCAGAAUCGAUUUCAAGUAAGGUCAGUUUCGAGAACAAGGGCAAUCCUGAUUCUGUUCUGAAUCUUUUGAGAAGUCAUGGGUUCACAGUUUCUCAGAUCUCCAGCAUCAUUACGGAUUAUCCACUAUUGCUCAUAGCAGACGCUGAGAGUUCCCUUGGUCCCAAGCUUAAGUUGCUGCAGUCAAAAGGAGCUUCAAGCUCUGAGCUCACAGAGAUUGUUUCUAAAGUUCCUAAAAUCUUAGCAAUGAAAGGGGACAAAAGUAUCAGCAGAUACUAUGAUAUCGUCAAAGAGAUUGUAGAAGCGGAUAAGAGUUCCAAGUUCGAAAAGUUGUGUCAUUCUUUGCCAGAGGGUAGUAAGCAGGAGAAUAAAAUCAGAAAUGUAUUGGUUUUGAGAGAAUUGGGCGUGCCUCAAAGGUUGUUAUUCUCAUUGCUCAUCUCUAAUCACCAUGUCUGCUGUGGAAAAGAAAAAUUUGAAGAAUCACUCAAGAAAGUUGUUGGGAUGGGUUUUGAUCCGACCACCCCAAAGUUUGUGGAAGCCUUAUGCAUUGUUUACGGAUUGAGCGACAAAAGACUAGAAGAAAACUUCAACGUCUAUAAAAGGUUCGGCUUAACUGUAAACGAUAUAUGGGAACUUUUCAAGAAGUGCCCUGCCUUUCUUGGAUACUCAGAGAAUAGGAUAAUUCAGACAUUUGAAGCCUUAAAGAGGUGUGGUCUGUGCGAAGAUGAGGUCUUAUCAGUGUUCAAGAAGUAUCCAUUAUGCUUACGUGCUUCAGAGCAGCAGAUAUUGAACUCAAUGGAAACAUUUAUAGGCUUAGGAUUUAGCAGAGAUGAGUUUGUGAUGAUGGUCAAGUGCUAUCCUCAGUGCAUUGGGUAUUCUGCAGAGAUGGUGAAGAAGAAGACUGAGUUUGUGGUGAAGAAGAUGAAUUGGCCACUAAAGGUCAUGACUUUGUUCCCUCAGGUACUUGGAUACAGCAUGGAGAAGAGGAUUGUCCCAAGGUGUAACGUAAUCAAAGCUCUCAUGUCCAAAGGAUCGCUUGGAAGUGAACUCCCUCCAAUGGCGUCUGUUUUGGCAUGUACCGAUCAGACCUUCUUAAACAGGUAGCUUAAAAACUGUAACUUUCCUGUGGUUGAUAUGAUAAAUCAAAAGAGCUUUGGAAGACAUGUUAUGUAUUCGUAGAGAAUUGCAGUCAAGAGAACAAGUGUAUUUACAUGGUUCCUAAAUUUAGAGCUCUAAAUCUUCAUAUAGAUUAGUUUGGCUCUUUCUACAUAUAUACAGAAGAUGUUUUGCAUGCAAUGUAUUAUUAUCUCAAUAAAACAAAAGUUAAGAG